AUGCCGGCGCGCGCUCUUGUCGAACAUUUUAGUCAGUUCGACAAGGCUGAUGCAUCGAUCUGCAGCGUGAACAUCUUGAAGGUCCAUUGGCUCGAAUAUUUGGCUGACACAAAGGAUAAGAGGCCAGUACUAGUUUGCACCGAAGCAGAAGAGGAUCGAGUAACAGUUUCUUUCAUCAGCCAGUCAAGAUCAGAAAAAAACCAACUACAUAAAGAGUUGCUGUUUUGGUUAGACGAGGACUCUAGCGCUACCAUCGAACAGCUACGAGCGUCGUGGGCUUUCUUCAAUCGUGACGGUGACAAGAAGCUAAAGAGCGGCGGCUACCCACGCAAGAACGCAAGGGCCUGGGACGUCAUCAAGCUGUAUCUAUAUCAGGACGCAGUGGGUGGGCAUAGUGCUAGCUGUCCUCAGUGCGGUUGUGUGUUUUCACUGCAUUGA
Messenger RNA from Amoebophrya sp. A25, 438 nucleotides. Lineage: Eukaryota; Dinophyceae; Syndiniales; Amoebophryaceae. The record is from the annotation of a GenBank genome assembly.